AUGAAUUCUGGUCAUAUUCGUUUUGUCUAUCUGUUACUGCUCUACACAAAGACCUGUGGUUCUUCGCACUCAAGUGCUUUGUUAAAAUUGUCCGUGUCAGGUAAGUGCCGCAAUGAAAUUAAAAUUUGGUAAGAAACUAAAAUUAGGUUUGAGUAUAAAGUGAGAUUAUGCGUUCAUAUCAGGGAAUACGUUGCAUAACUGAAAAGCCUGAAAAUGUCUUAUAGAACACCAUGGAUCCUGUGGUUUUCAGAUUGCAAAAGUGUAAUUAGUAGUACGGUUUUACUGCUUUUUCCGCAGCAGGAGUGGGUUGCUGAAAAGUUAACAUUUAACUGCUGUGAGGACACCGGGGCAUAACCCCUUUUGGAAUGGAAGGAACCAAUAAAAAAAAUAACUGUAUUUAUACAGGGUAUCUUUAUCAUUUCUAUAAAAAAAAUAUGUUCCAGCUUUAUCGCAUGGAACAUAGAGAAAAUCAUGCAGUGUUUACUUCAGUCCAAUACAAUUUAUUCUUCACGCACGCGAUUGAGUUGUUUCAGUGUAAGUGCAUUCUGCCGAGUUAUACUUGCGUCUCUGAUAUUUUCUUUAACUUUUCUGCAGGUUACCGUCUAUGCGACCAUGUGAUCAGUGAACACAACACACUGAAUUUCUUGGAAUGUUCUCUAUACUGCCUCAGAAAACCUUCUCACUGUAAAUCAAUCAAUUACAAAGCGAGAAAACAUAAGCAUGCUGCUAAUAACUGCCAGCUUAACAACGCCACGAAAACAGCACAUCCUCAGAAUUUGCUGACUAAUGAAAACUAUGAUUAUUAUGAACCGCUGACGGUGCAAAAGGUAUAGUUUUAUAGGCUUUUCUGUAUAAACAAUGGAAAACAAAGUUUUAGGCAAGCAAUAAUUUUGUUUAUGUCGUUGAUAAAUGAAACAAAUUGGGUCUUAUCAAGUAUCCCCGUUUUUCCAAUCCCACCUUUCACAAAAUCGCGAGGGGAAAGAAAUCGUGAUUGGAAGGCAAAAUGGAAUUUUGCCGACAUUUUCUGGACGCUACAACGCUACUAAUACAAAAACUAUACCGUACAUAAUUGUCUUGAGUUGAAAGCUGUCAUUUUAAUUACAUUGAAGGAGGUAAAGAUAUGCAAAAUUAUUGUGUCAAUCUAACAAGAUUAAUUAAUGAAAAUCGAUAUGUUAGGGUAAAACGGUUGUGUUAUAGUUGACUUCAAUUUUGUCCUUUGAGUUUUGUUUAGGUAUUUGCAGCAACGUCGAAAUUAUAUUUUUAAACAACGAUUUCUCUAGAUAUUUUUGCAAAGAUAGGAAUCGAAUACGCAUAUUCUAUUUAAUAUUUUUGGUGUAUGACUUCAUAAUGCAAAAAUUAAAUAUAUAUUUUUUAUUGCAGGAAAUACAAAAACAAGAAAAAGUAAAUUAUGGUAUGAUAACUUCAAACACAUUCAUUGCAAUUAACAGGGUAAUCGUUCAAGGUUAGGUGAGGUCAGGUUGUAGUAGGUUGAGGUAAGAUUGAGGCUAAGUUGAAGUAAAAUUUGGUUUUAGGUUAAGUUGAACUUGGGUUGAGGUUUGGUUGAAAUUGGGUUAAUAAUUGGUUGAGGUUAUGUUGAGGUUAGGAGUGUAGUAUACUUAAUAUACUUUUUCCUUAAGCAAAAUGUUGUAAUGACCUGUACAAAUCAGGCAAGUCAACCACCGGGAUUUACACAAUCGACCCAGACGGCCAUGGAGCUUUUCGUGUUCGUUGUGAUAUGGAAACCACCCCAGGGUGGGGCUGGACUAUAUUCCAAAGACGUGUAGAUGGCUCUGAGGACUUUUACAGAAACUGGACUGACUACAAAACUGGAUUUGGCAAUUUGUCUGGUGAGUUCUGGCUCGGUUUGGACAAGAUUCAUCGCCUCUCAGCCAGUGGGCAGAAUGUACUGAGAGUUGAUCUCGAAAGUUUUGAGAACGAGACAGCCUAUGCAGUUUAUGAAUCAUUUUCUAUGGGAAAUGAAAGUGAAGUUUACAUUUUGAAUGUUGGUAACUACUCAG
Paramuricea clavata is the source of this 2018-nucleotide messenger RNA. The record is from the annotation of a GenBank genome assembly. Lineage: Eukaryota; Metazoa; Cnidaria; Anthozoa; Malacalcyonacea; Plexauridae.